AAAAGCCUCUGCCUUGCCCGAAACAAGCCCCUAGCAGCUCGCAUUUUGGGAUUUUUAGGGUUUUGGGGUCUCUUAAGAGGGUAAAAUCAGAAGCUCGCCAUGACUGCUCAGACGCAAGAAGAGCUCCUCGCCGCUCAUCUCGAGCAGACAAAGAUUGACCCUGAUGAGCCUGUUGUUGAAGAUGAAGAUGACGAUGACGACGAUGACGACGAUGAUGACAAAGAUGAUGAAGAAGGGCAACAAGAUGGUGAUGCAAAUGGUAGGUCAAAACAAAGUAGAAGCGAGAAAAAGAGUCGCAAAGCUAUGCUAAAACUUGGAAUGAAACCCAUCCCUGGUGUCAGCCGUGUUACUGUAAAAAAGAGCAAGAAUAUAUUGUUCGUGAUAUCGAAACCAGAUGUUUUCAAGAGCCCAACUUCAGACACCUAUGUCAUUUUUGGGGAGGCGAAGAUUGAGGACUUGAGCUCACAACUGCAGACACAGGCUGCCGAGCAGUUCAAGGCUCCUGAUCUGACCCAUGUGAUCUCCAACAAGCCCGAAUCGUCAGCCAUGGCUCAGGAUGAUGAGGAUGUUGAUGAGACUGGUGUGGAGCCAAAGGACAUCGAAUUAGUGACGACACAGGCUGGAGUUUCCAGGUCCAAGGCUGUCAAGGCGCUUAGGGCGGCGGAUGGCGACAUCGUUUCUGCCAUCAUGGAGCUUACAAACUAGCAAGGAGAAGUCCUCGCCUUUCUAUGUGAGUUUCUUUUCUGUUGCGUUUUCCUUCUUAGAUGCAUGUGAUCGGAGUUACUGUGUUCCCCCCCCCUUUUCAUUUUAGCCCUUGUGUUGUAUUGGUGUACAAGUCCAGCAUUGAGAUAAUGGGGUUUUAGUUUUAAGUAUCAAUGAGAGUUUGAUUUCAUUAUCAACAAUCAAAA
Magnolia sinica is the source of this 908-nucleotide messenger RNA. Its product is annotated as nascent polypeptide-associated complex subunit alpha-like protein 1. The transcript has 4 exons. Gene Ontology annotation, biological process: protein targeting to membrane. Gene Ontology annotation, cellular component: nascent polypeptide-associated complex; cytoplasm. The coding region runs from base 100 to 705 and encodes 201 amino acids. The record is from RefSeq and is a predicted model, not a curated record. NCBI's taxonomy places the organism in Eukaryota, Viridiplantae, Streptophyta, Magnoliopsida, Magnoliales, Magnoliaceae.